AUGCGUCCACUAAGAAUAAUUCUCUGUGAUACUAAUGAAGUCCUUACAAAACUGUGGAAAACAUAUAUUCCUCGAACAAUAUUAAAAAAUGAUGAUAUCCUGUGUAUACAUCAUGGAUUCUUUGAAUCAUUGGUUGAUUUAAUUAGAAAAGGUAAAGAAAAACAUGCAGGUAAAUCUUACGCAAUAGUGUCCCCUGGUAACUCCUUUGGAUACCUUGGAGGUGGAUUUGAUUUAGCAAUAAAGAAUUAUUUUGGUGGUACAGACUUUGAGAUCUGGUUUAGAAGACAACUAGGUAAUAGAUACCAUACAGUUGGUUCAGCUACUGUGAUAGACCUCUCUAAAUGUAAUUUAGAGAUUACUAAAAGAUGUAGAGAUGGUAUGAAAUAUAUUAUUCAUUGUCCAACUAUGGUGACACCAGGAAAAUCCAUAUUUGAUGAAAAACAUCCUAUAGAGACAGGAUAUAUACCCGUAUUUAACGUGAUUUGGAAUGCCUUAAUGCAUGCACCUUCAGAUAUUGAUGGAUUGAUUAUUCCUGGGUUAUGCACUGGGUAUGCUGGUGUACCCCCAGAAAUAAGUGGGAAAUCAAUGGCUUUUGCAUUAAGAUUGUAUAUGCUAAGUAGCAUUAUUUCAAAGGAAUUAAGAAAUGUGCUUAUUAUGUACUAUUUUGGAUGUCCAUAUGAACCAUUUUUUUUACAGAGUUAUCAAGAGGAAUGUAAACAAUUAGGGCUUAAUGUUAAAUCUAUAAAAAAUUUUGAUAUUAAAACAGAUCCCUUAGAACAUAUCUUACCAAUGGAACUUGAACACAAUUAG
Molecule: messenger RNA, 810 nt
Organism: Arxiozyma heterogenica
Lineage: Eukaryota; Fungi; Ascomycota; Saccharomycetes; Saccharomycetales; Saccharomycetaceae
Gene: PDL32
Product: putative ADP-ribose 1''-phosphate phosphatase
Exons: 1
Coding region: 1-810 (269 amino acids)
Source: RefSeq, a predicted model, not a curated record